UAUUUGCGAUUUUACAAAUAAGAUGAUUUUUCUAGGUUAUGUUCACUGCCCCAUGAAAAAAUUCUCUUCUCUCAUAUUGGAGUACUGGAAAAAAUGAAAUCCUUCAAAAGCUUGUACGUACAUACCAAAAAGUCCAAAAAGAGAAUCUUUAAGACUUUUUUUUUCAAUCUAGAAAAACACAAGAAAACUCUCAAAAUUAAGAAAAUUUUUCAUCAGUACAUCGCAGUAAUCGCGAAAUGAGAGUGAAACAAAAGGAAAUAUCCAACGAUUUUCCCAGAGAGAAUCCGUUUGAAUUGUUUGGUGGGGUAACGAAUGUCGUGGUAAAUAAGAAAAAUUGGUCAAUUUUCCCCGUUUUUCCUCGUGAAUGUGGCUUCUUGGUGACACAGAAGGAUGGUUUUAGCAGAUUUAGGACGGAAGAUCACCUCGGCGCUCCAGUCGCUGAGCAAGGCGACGGUGAUCAAUGAGGAAGUGCUCAAUUCUAUGCUGAAGGAGAUAUGCGCUGCCCUCCUGGAGGCCGAUGUCAACAUAAUGCUGGUGAAGAAGCUGCGUGAAAAUGUACGGGCCGUGAUUGAUUUCGAGGAGAUGGCUGGGGGGCUCAAUAAGAGGCGCAUGAUCCAAUCGGCUGUGUUCAAGGAGCUCGUGAAACUCGUCGAUCCGGGCGUGAAGCCCUACCAACCCGUCAAGGCGCGCCCCAAUAUCAUAAUGUUUGUCGGACUCCAGGGCUCCGGGAAGACGACAACGUGCACAAAGCUGGCCUAUCACUACCAGAAGAAGAAUUGGAAGUCCUGCCUCGUGUGCGCCGACACAUUCCGUGCUGGUGCGUACGAUCAGAUUAAACAGAACGCCACAAAGGCACGCAUUCCCUUCUACGGAAGCUACACCGAAGUAGAUCCCGUGGUUAUUGCCCAGGAUGGUGUGGAGAUGUUCAAGAAGGAGGGCUUUGAGAUGAUUAUUGUGGACACGAGUGGGCGGCAUAAGCAGGAGGAGUCUCUCUUUGAGGAGAUGUUGGCAGUUGCAACCGCUAUUCAACCUGACAACAUUAUCUUCGUGAUGGAUGCCACAAUUGGGCAGGCUUGCGAAGCCCAAGCUAAGGCAUUCAAGGAGAAAGUCGACAUUGGCUCUGUGAUCAUCACAAAGCUCGAUGGACACGCCAAAGGAGGAGGAGCACUCUCAGCUGUUGCUGCCACAAAUAGUCCCAUCAUCUUUAUCGGAACUGGGGAGCAUAUUGACGAUCUGGAACCCUUCAAAACAAAGCCAUUUGUGAGUAAACUUCUGGGCAUGGGUGACAUUGAGGGGCUCAUUGAUAAAGUGAACGAGCUGAAGCUGGAUGACAAUGAGGAGCUGCUGGAGAAGAUAAAGCACGGCCAGUUCACAAUACGCGACAUGUACGAGCAAUUCCAGAACAUCAUGAAGAUGGGACCCUUCUCGCAGAUUAUGGGCAUGAUUCCGGGCUUUUCGCAGGACUUCAUGACAAAGGGUGGCGAACAGGAGUCCAUGGCGCGGAUAAAGCGCCUCAUGACCAUGAUGGACAGCAUGUCGGACGGGGAGCUCGACAAUCGCGACGGUGCCAAGUUGUUCAGUAAGCAACACACGCGCGUCGUGCGCGUUGCCCAGGGAUCCGGGGUCACGGAGCGCGAGGUGAAGGAACUCAUAGCGCAGUACACGAAAUUUGCGGCUGUUGUGAAGAAAAUGGGGGGCAUUAAGGGGCUCUUCAAGGGUGGCGAUAUGGCCAAGAAUGUGAAUCCCACGCAAAUGGCUAAACUCAAUCAGCAAAUGGCUAAAAUGAUCGAUCCACGGAUGUUGCAGCAAAUGGGAGGAAUGUCCGGACUCCAGAGUAUGAUGCGACAACUGCAGCAGGGCGCAGCUGGUGGCUUGAGUAAUUUAAUGGGAGGUUUCGGGAAAUCCUAAUUAUUUUCUACUGCGGAAAAUUAUUAAUUGAAAUAAAUGAAAAGUAAGAUUUUUUGCGUUUUAAGGUCAA
Lutzomyia longipalpis is the source of this 1978-nucleotide messenger RNA. It is a transcript of the gene Srp54k, whose product is annotated as signal recognition particle subunit SRP54. Gene Ontology annotation, biological process: SRP-dependent cotranslational protein targeting to membrane; SRP-dependent cotranslational protein targeting to membrane, translocation. The transcript is spliced from 6 exons. The record is from RefSeq and is a predicted model, not a curated record. Lineage: Eukaryota; Metazoa; Arthropoda; Insecta; Diptera; Psychodidae. The coding region runs from base 391 to 1908 and encodes 505 amino acids. Gene Ontology annotation, cellular component: signal recognition particle, endoplasmic reticulum targeting; cytosol. Gene Ontology annotation, molecular function: 7S RNA binding; GTPase activity; endoplasmic reticulum signal sequence receptor activity.